CGUCUAAGUGCGCGCGCAGUCCCGUUCGCAUCGUCGUCGCGGCCGCACGCGCACGCUGCGCCAUGACUCGCCUGCACCUCGUACUGCUCGCGCUCGCCGCCCUCGCCGCCGCCGCUGCCGCUGAACCACCGCGACCGCGCCUCAUUGACUUCAACCCCUGGGCAUGGAUUCCCACCAAUCGAAACCGCUCCCCGUCCAUCAUGGAUUACUUUUUCCCGCCAUCCCGGACUCCUAAACAAUCUAGUCUAGAUCCGCCUGCUGACCGACAACCCCCCAAAACGACAACUCCUAUCCAAACUCCACUCCCGACCACCAUAGAGGAACGCUCUACUACCCUCGCGAGAAAAGUCUCGAAUAAAACAAAAUCGACCGUGCCUGCGACUAACCCCACCGCGACCGCGCCUCCUAAAACAAAGAAAAAUUCCUAUAAAACUACCGUGCCCGUUACUACAACUGAGAUGAAAACUACGCAAACGGCUACAACAAUUCAAAACACAAAAACCUCACAACAUACAAAAAACACACAAACUACUAAAACUGAGCUGCCUACUACCAGGCCUACGACUUUACCCACGACUUACCGAUCGACGAAGCAUUACACGAUACGGCCAUUUGUGCGAACCACGGAAAUGCCAACAGUUCAAGAUACGGAGACAACUUCGAACAGCGAUAGUACGGAGACAUUUUCCGAUUUUGAUACUUCGGGAACUACAGCGGAAGGCCCGAAGGAAACCGUGCCCACGCUGAGCACCGCCGCGGAGUCGCGCUCUACCGACCCCGGUACUGCAAGCACGGCAUCUGUGGAGUCCACCACUGAGACGGACAGCACAGCGGAACCGGCCGAUAGCCGCGAGGGAUACCUGCCGCUGCGGGACAAACCGCAGCCGCAGACGCACGUCAAAAUCAACGAGCAAACGAAGAAAGAGACUGUGCCCCUGCCGGCGGGGUCGACUUCGGUGCUGGCCAAACCGACGAAGUAUCACUACUAUCCUCACAAUCAACACAUUUAUCUUCUCCCAGAAUGCGCUAUUCAACAGGUGUGCAAUGCAGUGUACGUGAGGUUAAAUUACACGCAACCUCUAUGUGCAUGUCCAGCGCGGUAUAGAGACCCAUGCUCGGCUAGUCUAAACGCCGAUGACCUGCAUACCACUAGGUUGACUACAGAUUCCAAAAAGAAGUACGCGAAAAAGGCAGUGACUCUAGUGAAGACAUGUGAAGCAGUAUCGGAGAUGCGGGAAUGUAGAGCUCCAAGGGAUUGGUCGCUGUUGGCUUUGCAGAACAUUAGGACCGGAAAGUCGCACUACUUGGUCAUUUGUCGGUGUCCAGAGAACCAUAUACUAGAAGGGCCUAUGUCACACGACCAGCCGACAUACGCGUCCGUUCCCGGCAUCAGGGUAUAUGGAAUGAUGUGCGUCCGGCCUACCACGGCUUAUCACCCAGCAUAUAGCCCGAACAGGUACACCGCCACCGUCCAAAGUUCAACAAGCGCGUACAAAGUGGACUAUUCCCAACCUCAUUCGUACUCUGACAAGCCCGUCUACAACAGAUAUCCAUCACCCAGUUACAUUGACUCCAGUUUCUACAACCGACGGUCCCGAGUAGCACGAGUAAGGCGAAUGGCGCCAGAAUAUCCCCCCUUCCCGUGGCAUAAAGUGAAAGAACUCGCGCGGUCAUUACAUUGGAUCAACUAGAAUAAAUUGCAUUAUGUUACACGACCGCAGUGCAAAUAGGAAUGCGGUCUAAAGCGCGAACGAAUUGCAAUCACGUAGAGCAA
Messenger RNA from Hyposmocoma kahamanoa, 1774 nucleotides. RefSeq names its product zonadhesin (gene dsx-c73A). The record is from RefSeq and is a predicted model, not a curated record. NCBI's taxonomy places the organism in Eukaryota, Metazoa, Arthropoda, Insecta, Lepidoptera, Cosmopterigidae. The coding region runs from base 63 to 1691 and encodes 542 amino acids. The transcript is spliced from 6 exons.